Messenger RNA from Myripristis murdjan (pinecone soldierfish), 1964 nucleotides. RefSeq names its product zona pellucida glycoprotein 3b (gene zp3b). NCBI's taxonomy places the organism in Eukaryota, Metazoa, Chordata, Actinopteri, Holocentriformes, Holocentridae. Gene Ontology annotation, molecular function: acrosin binding. The record is from RefSeq and is a predicted model, not a curated record. Bases 41 to 1459 code for a protein of 472 amino acids. Gene Ontology annotation, biological process: positive regulation of acrosome reaction; binding of sperm to zona pellucida; egg coat formation. Gene Ontology annotation, cellular component: extracellular matrix. The transcript has 8 exons.
ACACCGCCAGUUUUCCGCAGCUAGAUUUGCGAGCCCAGGUAUGGACCUUCAGCAAAGUUCUUCGUGGUGGAUCAUCAUCUUUCUCUCGCUUUGCACUUUCACACAGUGUAGAUUAUUGCAUAAUCCCGCCUCCAGCACAGGAAUGCCCUACAGCCCAAGGAGAUUUAACGUGCAUCAGAUCCAGCCUGAAUCGACUAAGGUGAAACAGCAGCAAAGUGCAGAGCCCAAGACGCGUCCUCAACGAGCUGUAGUGGUCAAGUGUCAUGCGGAUUCGCUGGAGGUUGUGGUGCAGGCUGACCUGUUUUACACAGGCCUUCUUGUGGAGAGCAGACAUUUACAGCUGGGCUCAGAUUCAGUGAGCAAAGGGAGUGCAUGCCGAGCAGUCCCAUCCGGAGUGGCAGAAUUCACCAUUCAUGUCCAGCUGAUGGAUUGUGGCACUAAACUAUCUUCCACAAAUGAGAAGCUUGUCUAUUCCAACAUUCUUGUGUACUCACCUGAACCUUCUCCUGAUGGUGUGCUUCGACUGGAUGGAGCAACUAUUCCAGUUGAAUGUCAUUAUGAAAAAAAGUAUGCUAUGGAUGGCAUUGCCCUGCAACCCACCUGGGUACCUUUUGGAUCUACAGCCACAGCUGAGGACCAAAUAGACUUCAAUCUACGACUCAUGACUGAUGACUGGCAGUUUGAGAGGGGUUCUCAUGCCUAUUUUAUGGGUGACCCCAUUCAUCUGGAAGUAUCUGUCAUUGUGGGUAACCACAUGCCCCUUCGAGUCUAUGUAGACCGUUGUGUUGCCACAGCGACUCCCGAUGCAGAGGCUAUCUUAAGAUAUGACUUCAUUGAACAUAAUGGAUGUCUUGUUGAUGCUUAUUUGACGGGCUCCAGCUCCCAUUUCCUGCCAAGAGUUCAGGAACAUAAGUUGAGAUUCCAGCUGGAUGCAUUUAGGUUCUACCAGGAGUCUUCCAAUCUGAUAUAUAUCACCUGUUAUGUGAAGGCUGUCCCGGCCUCAGUAGCAACCAACUCUAAGAAUAGGGCCUGCUCUUUCAUCGACAACAGAUGGCAGUCAAUAGAUGGGAAUGACCAGGGUUGUACAAGCUGUGACAUCACCAGGCGGUCAGUUGAGUCUCAGCUCACAGAGGCCUCCCAAAGUGCCAUCAUCACCACCACCACCCAGCCUGACCUCACUACACAGGACACUGUUGUCCGGAACAGGCCCUCAAAAAACCCAGCCAACUAUGUUCGACUCCGUCCAGGCAUGUACCAGACCAAGUUGAACAAAGGUCUGCCAUCUUCAUCCUCUGCUGGAUUGAUGAAGAGAGGAGUAGAUUCCAAGGAGGAGAGGACUAAGGCCACCCACUUGGGACCACUGGUCAUCCUGCCAUCCAGCAAAGUUGCCACAGAGGUAGCUAUUUUGACUGCAACAUUUCCCCCAAGAGCAGCAUUACCUGAGUCUGUGAAAACCUGAGACUUCAUCACUGCUACCUUCAAAGCAAGGAAACACAUUAAACAGGCAACACAGAGGUCCUCAAGGCCUAAGCAUUUUGAAUGACACAAACAUUGCUAUGAAUACAGCUAAGAUUAUUCCAGUCAUAUCAUAUGCCACCUCUCUUGAACAAGAAUUUACAUGUCUUGGACUAGGUAAACCUCAUUGAUAACCAGCAAAACUCACUGGGCUGUUCCUCCCUUUAUAUAGGGGAAAACACCCUUUCAUUUGCAGCACAUGCAUAGUAAUGUGUUUUCCAAUAAAUAUUUUACAACUGUACCAUGAUUUGGCUUUAUUAACAGCUAUUUUAGCGAAAUGUGUGUGUUUCCAUUAUUGCAUAUAUGAUGUUCACAAAAUCCAGGAAUAUCCUAUACAAUGUGAUCAAGAACUCAUACUUGUGGCAAACACUGAGUUUAUUAUGUGGGUUUUGAGCACAUUUUAUCCAUACAGGAGAGAUUUAUGUGUAUAAAUAUAUACUGUAUAUCCA